This is a messenger RNA of Capronia coronata CBS 617.96, 2910 nucleotides long. RefSeq lists its product as uncharacterized. The record is from RefSeq and is a predicted model, not a curated record. The transcript is spliced from 3 exons. Lineage: Eukaryota; Fungi; Ascomycota; Eurotiomycetes; Chaetothyriales; Herpotrichiellaceae. The coding region runs from base 1 to 2910 and encodes 969 amino acids.
AUGGGCUUCAAGGACUUCUUCAGCAAGUUGGGCAUGACCCAAGACGCGCACAAGGCCCAAGUCAACGACAGCCAGAGCACUGUAGCCACUCAGGCCCCUAGUUCUCGCACAUCAGAUGACGACCUUCCAUACCCUCCACGGCUGCGUAUCAUCCAAGGGGUGGCGGCUACCCCAGUCAAGAUCACAAGCCCUGCGUUCGCCCAAGAUGCCUUCACAACCCCGUCUCAAGUCAACACAACAUUGCUUGGGCGGAAGUUGAGUGAGGCGCUCCCUUUCCCCAAAAAGAACAAGCGCAGACAAUUGUCGGCCAAGCAGGCUCUGGAACAAAUGCAUGGAAGAUUAUCACCAUUUGUUAGUCCUCCUACAGUGUCGAAGGUGCCAGCCAAUUUCCAACCACUUCCACAGCAAGUAGAGGCAACGGUGGAAGCUUCCAAGUCAACCAAUGACAUAGACUCGGUCCCAUAUGUGGCACAACCUCAAAACGCUGUUGUAGACUCUCCUGCCAACUUGGCCAAGGCAUGCGGCGAACGCGCAAACAGUGCCACGAUCGAUGCAAUCGAGGAUCAAGACGAUGAAGCCUCCCUGACUACAAUUGAAGAGCCGUUAGUCUGGGUCUCAGAGACUGCAGAAAACUUCUUGAAUACCGGUGCAGGACCAGCAGCUCCCUCUUUCGCAGAGAAGCAGGACCAAAGCAAAAAGGUUCCAACUCUCGGGUUUGACGUCGUUGCUGAACAAUCCGAGGGCAGCACUAGCUCCAGCAGUGGCCCCUCGGAGACAACGUCAAGCCCAGCACAGACAGCAAACGUUUCGACGCCUUUCACUCCUGCUGAAACGGGCAAUCCAUCCACACUGUAUCAACAGUGCACUCCGCUGGAUGCAGUUGCUGAAGAAGGAAUCAACAAUGAAGCAUCUCCUCGAGAGGGGCUGGAUUCACCUUGCCCUAUGCCGCGUCCAUUGACAACCAUCAUUAGGACGACAUGCGAUAUUCCUCCGGUCGAGGAGCAUCAUGAACAUGGAUUUCACUUUCAUGUUCAUGCAAACAUUGCUCCAGUCGAAGAGGAGUCGCAUGAAGAUGAUGGUCAGGCGGACAUGCAACAACUUCAAGACGCUUUGAGCCAGAAAGAGUCGCUCAACCAGGGCUUACGACUGCAGUUGCUGGAACAGGAGGAGGAAGUCGCUAGACUUCAGAAACAGCUUCAGGCCACGCAACGAGAGCGUGACCUCUAUGAGGCUGAGCAAGAUGCGUCUGUGGAGGAAAUGCAAAAGCUUCACAAAGCCAUCGCCGUCAAAGACAAACAGAUCUCGGAAGAGAGUACCAAAGCAAACGAUGUUCUCCGCCAGCUGCAAAAUGCUCGAAGCAGCAUCGGCCUCGGGUCUGGCGAGCUCCUUGCUGAACAAGACCAAGCUCGUCAGCAAGCGCAGGCUGAAUUUCACCGCGCCCAGACCCUGCAAACCAUCGCCAACGCAGUGACGGCGGAGAGACCGAAUUUGGCGCAACGCAUUGCUCAUAUUGAAGCAAUUGCCAACAUGAACGCCCAGCGACAUGAAGCUGAGGCUAUGGAGCUGCGUGCCAAAGUUGACCACAUGCGUAAUGCCGGCAUGAUCCUGGAGCAACAGCUCAACUACCUUGUUGGCCUGAAAGAUACUGCAGAGGCCCGUGUUGAAGAACUCGAGGUGCGAGUUCAGUCUCUUCUUCAAGAUGUGACGGCGAAGUGGCUGGAAAAUCCAGUUGACGCAGAAAUGGAAGGAUUGGUAAAUCCUGGUACGCAGAAGCCGAAUGAGCUUCAUGAUGUCAAACAAGCUUUCGAACUGUCGCAGGCAAAGCUUAUGGCAGUCGCAGAGGUCAACCAGGACCUGCACGACACUGCGGCAGAACGCGAGAAGGAGCUGACGGAGCUCCGCCAGAAUAAUGAGCUGCUGAAAGACAAAGCAGCGAGACUCUCGUCAAGUUUCGAGAUCUGGAUGUCGAAGCUUGACAACUGGAUGCAGACAAUUCCUGGGAUCGUCAAGAUGCAUGACGAGAUUGAAGAGAUUCCUGGACUCAAGGAACUUCUCGAAGAGUCCGUCUUCCACGAACAGUGCAUCGCCAAGGAAUUGAGAGACAAGGGUGAUCUGGUGUCCCAGCUCGAAGCCAAGAUCCUGAAGCUGGAGCGCAAGCAUGGCGCCGAAAUUGAGGCGCUCGAACGGCAUGCAAGUGAGGUCCAAAAGGCAAAGGCUCGCCUUGACACGGAUAACUACGAACUCGCUUGUCACACGGAAGAUGCGCGAAAGGAGUCGGAGGCUCUGAAAGUGCAGCUGGCUCAGUGCGAGGACGAAGUCCAGCAGUGGAAAGCACAGUGCCUAGAGCAGGCCUAUGGAGAUACUGUGGAGAUUAUAGAGGCACAGCAAAAGGCCCACAUCAAGCACUAUACCGACCAGGUCGAGGCCUUACAAAACCGCUGCGAUUUAUUCUUCCGCGCCAAGGAACGUGCAGAAGGAGAUUGGUCAACCUUCAGAGUUGUGGUCGGGGAACAGAUGGCUGGUGUCGCUGACUUGGGCGCGGAGCGCGACUGGUAUCAGCAGCAAGUGGAAGCCUUGCGACAACGAUUCGAGCAUGAGCUGCUGGUCUGGCCGUUGAAAAUCCCAUAUCAACCGGCGCAUUCGCAUCUGUCGGCAGAGGAGAAGGAGGCCGUGAUCGCUGGAGAGGACCGCGUGAUUGCGAAAAUCACCGGAUAUCUGACAGGCCGAUCUGCUGCUCGUCCUCGAAAUGUCCAAGUGCUCGAAGUUUGGGAAGGAUUCGUUGCAUGGGCGUUGGGCAAGGCGGAGGAUGAUACAACAGGGAAAGGGAAAGGGACGGCGAGGGCCGAGCUUCAGCCUGAGCUGCCAACAAUGACGCCGCUCCCGCCACCAAAUCAACCUCAACAGGCAUAA